AUGGGUUACAUGGCUCCUGAGUUGUUCUACAAAAAUAUUGGUGGCGUCUCACACAAAGCUGAUGUCUACAGCUUUGGAAUGCUGUUGAUGGAAAUGGGAAGCAAACGAAAGAAUUUAAAAUGCACGUGCAGAGCAUUCAAGCCAAAUUUACUUCCCGUCAUGGGGUGUACGAUCAGUAUAAGGAGGGAAAGGAGCUGGAGAUGGAGGAUAUAA
Molecule: messenger RNA, 213 nt
Organism: Prunus armeniaca (apricot)
Lineage: Eukaryota; Viridiplantae; Streptophyta; Magnoliopsida; Rosales; Rosaceae
Source: the annotation of a GenBank genome assembly